CAAAGUGGUGUAGCCUGUUUCCCACCAUGCAUCAUUCCAGCAUGGUGGACCCACGUCCAGUCGGAGAAAAUAUCAUAUGUUGACAACUUUUCACCAUAAUAACUUGAGAAACUGGUCUUCUACACACAUCUCAUGGAUGCAUGACUUGUUGCAGUGCCGUCUCCAUAGUUUUAGAACAGCAUGAGUUUUGUUCGGGUGAGUAGGGCCGCCAUACGUGUGGGUGGUGCGUACAUGAGAAGACCCCAGUUUCGACCGACAGCUGUCGGGUCACAGACAUGGACACAGGGCUUCUCACGGGCAAAGUCAAGCACGUCUGACUACGAUACAACACUGUUCAUCCCGGUACCGAUCAAGAACGUCAAUCACGCGGACGACAUCAAUGUGGGGUUUGAGCUGACGGGAGAGCCACUGGAGAAAAGUGAAGUGUUAAAAGCACUGAACAGGUUUUACAAGAGGAAAGAAAUCCAGACUCUGGGAGCAGAAAAUGGGCUGGACAAUCACUUGUUUCACCAAGGAUUCUUGAGCUUCAGAAAGUGGAUUGUUGAGUCGGACGUCCUUCCUCCUGAGGUUCACAUCACACUGUCUGAUAUUCUACGAGGAUCAGGCCAUGUGGACGACAUCUUCCCCUACUUCAUGCAGCACUGUAAGCAGAUCUUCCCCAUGCUGGACUGUAUGGAGGAUCUCCGUAAGAUCAGUGACUCCAGGGACCCAGCCAGCUGGUACCCAGAGGCCCGUGCCAUCCACAGAACCAUCGUGUUCCAUGCUGGUCCCACCAACAGUGGGAAGACAUACCACGCCUUGGAGCGGUUCUCACAGGCCAAGUCUGGGAUCUACUGUGGACCACUCAAACUGCUGGCCAGUGAGGUUCACCAAAAAACAAACGAGAGGGGGGUCCCCUGUGACCUGGUGACAGGAGAAGAGAGAGUGCAUGCCCGGGAAGACGGACAGCCAUCCAGUCACGUGUCCUGUACUGUGGAGAUGACUAACAUCCAUCAGCCAUAUGAGGUGGCAGUGGUGGACGAGAUCCAGAUGAUAAAGGACCCCCAGCGAGGCUGGGCGUGGACCCGCGCCCUGCUCGGUCUGUGUGCGGAGGAGAUCCACCUUUGUGGGGAGCCGGCUGCUAUUGAUCUGGUCACUGAGAUGAUGCUGUCUACUGGGGAGGAGGUGGAGGUGAGAAGGUACAAAAGGUUGACAGGGUUGACCUACCUGAAGGAGCCGCUGGGUUCCUUAAACAACCUGAGACCUGGUGAUGCCAUCGUCUGCUUCAGCAAGGCUGACAUCUUCCAACUCAGUAGGCAGAUAGAAGCCAUGGAAAAGGAGUGUGCAGUGAUUUAUGGCAGCCUCCCACCAGGCACAAAACUAGCUCAGGCCAAAAAGUUCAAUGACCCUGAGGACCCCUGCAAAAUCCUGGUUGCCACGGACGCUAUUGGCAUGGGCAUCAACUUGAGUAUCAAGCGAGUCAUCUUCAACUCUCUGAUCAAACCCACGCUUAACGAGAAAGGGGAGAAAGAAAUGGACAACCUCAGCACGUCUCAGGCGCUGCAGAUUGCCGGGCGGGCCGGCAGGUUUGGGACACACUUCCAGGACGGGGAGGUCACCACCAUGCACAAGGAGGACCUCCAGACUCUUCAUGACAUCAUCAAACAGCCAGUAGAACCUAUUGAGGCUGCCGGACUCCAUCCAACUGCAGAGCAGGUGGAGAUGUUUGCCUACCAACUGCCUGAUGCCAGCAUGUCCAACCUAAUUGACAUUUUCAUCAACCUGGCACAGGUGGACUCUCGCUACUUUGUGUGCAACAUUGAAGACUUCAAGUUCCUGGCAGACAUGAUCCAGCACAUUCCUCUGAACCUGCGGGCCCGCUACGUCUUCUGCUGCGCUCCCAUCAACAAGAAACAGCCUUUCCUCUGUACAUCCUUCCUCAAGUUUGCCCGUCAGUUCAGCCGUGGGGAGCCCAUCACGUUUGAUUGGGUGUGCCGUCUGAUUGGUUGGCCUGUUGCCAUGCCCAGGACCAUUCGAGAGCUCAUGUACCUGGAGUCCAUACAUGAUGUCCUGGAUGUUUACCUCUGGCUCAGUUACCGUUUCAUGGACAUGUUUCCGGACGGGGGACUUAUCCGGAUGAUUCAGCGUGAACUGGACCUCCUCAUACAGGAAUCCGUGUACAAAAUCACCAGACUCAUCAGGCAGAGUGAGUCACAAACGUCCAGUGGCACGUCCGUUAGCGAAGACGAGAUUCCCCGGAGGAGGCCAAAGGGACACAUGUCGGGGCUCCCCAAGUUUGAUGAAAUGGUGGAGGAAGUCAAGGUUUCACCUGCCAAACACGGAGCAACAAGUAUCCCAAAAUCAAGACAGGGCAAGGAGUAUGAUUCAGAGACUGAAGAAGUGGGAAGUAAACACCGCUUGAGUGAUAAACUUGUACAGGAGGGUGUCAUUACACAAAGUAUGCUCGACAAGCUGCGAAAAGAGUGGGAAAGACAGGCCGGGGCUCCGGUCAAGGGGCAUUAUGCAGAUAGCGACGGCAACAUGAAUAACAAAACAAGGAAAAAAAGAGGCGGUCGGAAGAACAAACAUUAAAACAUCCCAGCUGACUUAGCCUACUUAGCAUUGUAUAUGGCAAACUAAAAGCCUUUUUUUCAGGUUUUCCUAGUUUGAAGCUUUUAUCACUGGUACCUUUUUCUGAUAUUAUUAAAUUGAAAUUAAUAAAGCUGUACUUUUCAACCUUUUUUUAGCGGAGUGCAAUAAUGUAUUUGUAUACAUGAACAUGGGCCCCAAGCUCAUUUUAUGAUGAUUUUGGUCCUACAAAUGCACAAGGGAGGCACAUAAAAACAUGACUGGUUUCUUGUCAAGAAAAAAAGCUUUGGUCUAUUUUUUUAUUCCACACAAAUGCUAGUGAGAAAUGGACUUAGAUAACAAAUUGAAAACAUUAUGGACACAACAAGAGAACAAGACAAAUUGAAAAUUUUAUACAUUUUAAUUUAUGUAUCACUGCAAGAUUCACAAAUGAAAAAAGGGAAGAUCUACAUGGAGAAUGAAGGCAUGGGAGAAAAGGGAACCACAGUUCUUGUUCUUAAGUUACUCCUAAGUGUACGAACUUUACCACUACUUUACCAUAUUACCAUGUAGUACAAAAGGACAGUCUAUUCCCUUUCCCAAGAAAGGUUCUCUACCUUACAACUUUGCCUGCAUGAUUUCCAACUGAAAGCAUCCUUGUGCUAGAUAGAAACUUUCCCGUGGAGAGAACUAGUCGUGAGGACUUGCUAUUGUUCAGUGCAUGUAUAAGAGCAGUGAAUGAAAUGGCUUUCUCUGCUUGUCAUUACUGAAGAGCUGUCUCAAAAAUACAUCUACAAGGAUUGGGUUUAAAUUCACAACUAGGUGCUAUUGUACAGCCACACUGUACAACAUGGGACUAACAAC
Branchiostoma belcheri (Belcher's lancelet) is the source of this 3411-nucleotide messenger RNA. RefSeq names its product ATP-dependent RNA helicase SUPV3L1, mitochondrial-like. The transcript is spliced from 14 exons. Bases 181 to 2571 code for a protein of 796 amino acids. Gene Ontology annotation, biological process: RNA catabolic process; mitochondrial RNA 3'-end processing. The record is from RefSeq and is a predicted model, not a curated record. NCBI's taxonomy places the organism in Eukaryota, Metazoa, Chordata, Leptocardii, Amphioxiformes, Branchiostomatidae. Gene Ontology annotation, molecular function: RNA helicase activity; ATP binding; hydrolase activity, acting on acid anhydrides. Gene Ontology annotation, cellular component: mitochondrial degradosome.